Messenger RNA from Penicillium longicatenatum, 1380 nucleotides. Its product is annotated as amine oxidase, flavin-containing superfamily. Lineage: Eukaryota; Fungi; Ascomycota; Eurotiomycetes; Eurotiales; Aspergillaceae. The transcript has a single exon. Bases 1 to 1380 code for a protein of 459 amino acids. The record is from RefSeq and is a predicted model, not a curated record. Gene Ontology annotation, molecular function: oxidoreductase activity.
AUGGUUCGACAAGCACGCGCUCUUGCCUGGGGGCUUGCCUUCCUUGCCUCAUUGGGCUUAUGUGAGGAUGACAAUAUCGUCCGCGAUGUCGCCAUUAUAGGCGGCGGAGCCUCUGGGGCAUUCGCCGCAGUGAAACUCCGUGAUCAAGGCAAAUCCAUUGUUUUGAUCGAAAAGGAAGCCAUCCUGGGUGGCCACACCAAUACAUAUCAGGAUCCAGACACUAAACAGACUGUGGACUACGGUGUCCAAGUAUACCACAACCAACAACUCGUCAAAGAUUUCUUCGACCGUCUGAACGUAUCCUGGGAGAUCGCGGACCCAAGCUUCGUUUCAUCUGUUACGCCGCAGUUCCUGGAUCCAGAGACUGCCAAGCCUGUCAAUUAUACCAGCCCGGAUCCCACGGCCGGUCUACAGGCGUAUGCGCAGCAACUUGCUCAAUAUCCGGACGUGGAACUGGGCUUCUUCCUUCCGGAUCCUGUGCCCGAAGACUUGUUACUGCCAUUUGGAGAAUUCAUUCAGAAAUACCCCGAUAUCGCAAAUGCCACAUUUACGAUAUGCAGUUUCGGUGAAGGCCUCGGCGAUGAACUCAAGCAGCCGACAUUAUAUGUCUUCAAGAAUUUUGGGACGGAUAUUAUUCGUGACAUUGCCACUGGAUUCUUGAUUACGACAAAUCGGAAUAAUUAUGAGAUUUACGACCAUGUGACGCAGCUCCUGGGACGUGAUGUUCUUCUAAGUAGUUCCGUGGUCAACACAACGCAAAGAGAUAACAAAGGAGUGGAAUUGAUCGUCCAAACACCAGGAGGAUAUCAAAAAGUGACAGCAAAAAAGCUCCUGAUUACCAUCCCUCCUAAGGUUGAUAAUCUGCAUGCCUUCAGCCUGGACCACCACGAAUCAAACAUCUUUGGUAAAUUCGUCAACACGGGCUACUACACCAGCUUAGUGAACAACACUGGCUUACCACCAAACUACACCUCCUAUUCCGCCAGCCCAGAUACACAGCAAAAUAUCCCCAAGUUACCCGGCGUCUACGUCGUCACCGGAACGGCAAUCGAGGGAGUCUUCGAUAUCAAAUAUGGAAGUCCGUCACCUCUAUCAGACAAUGAUGUCAAACGCGAGAUUCUCUCAUACGUCAGAAAACUCCAGGCGAACGGAAUUGCCGAAAAAUUACCAGAUGACCCGCAAUUCGUGGCGUAUAAUAGUCAUGCUCCGUUUGAGUUGACUGUUUCUGCAGAUGAGAUUAAAAAUGGGUUCUAUGGAGACCUGUACUCUUUGCAGGGUUAUCGCAGCACGUGGUAUACUGGGGCUGCUUUCCAUACGCACGAUUCAUCCAUGCUUUGGAAUUACACCAGCGAGUAUGUGUUACCUGAGCUGCUGGCAUAG